Messenger RNA from Fonsecaea multimorphosa CBS 102226, 1287 nucleotides. RefSeq lists its product as uncharacterized. Gene Ontology annotation, cellular component: peroxisomal membrane; peroxisomal importomer complex. Gene Ontology annotation, biological process: protein import into peroxisome matrix, docking. The record is from RefSeq and is a predicted model, not a curated record. The coding region runs from base 1 to 1287 and encodes 428 amino acids. The transcript has a single exon. Lineage: Eukaryota; Fungi; Ascomycota; Eurotiomycetes; Chaetothyriales; Herpotrichiellaceae. Gene Ontology annotation, molecular function: signaling receptor binding.
AUGGUCGACCAAGACCCCAAGAAGAGCCCUUCAAUUCCAUCAUGGCAGCAGCAAUACAACUCGGAACCAAAAGACAACCGCCCUCCUCCCUCCGAUGACCAGCCUCCGGAUCACAGCACACGACCAGCUUCGCCCUCCGCAGAGUUACCUCUACUCGAGCAAGCCCAGAGGUUCCUCGAAGAUGAUUCAAUACGAGACGCCCCUCGCGAACGCAAAGUCGCAUUCUUGGAGAAGAAAGGCCUUCAGGCAGAAGAGAUAGAAAAGCUCCUUGGACCUGAACGCCCCAACCCCCCGCCAACCUCUGAAGAAGCCUCUGAACUGAAAACAAUACAUGAUAGCAGCCAGACGCAGAUUCCAGAGAGAGAGGAGACAGAGGCGCCCUCAGACCCGGCCAGUGAGGAAGCGCCGCCGCAGCAGACAACAGCCGCGCAGAAGAAGCGAGACGUUCCUCCGAUCAUCACAUAUCCAGAAUUCUUGCUCAAACCGCAAAAACCGCCUCCGCUGGUCACCUUUGAACGUCUUGCUCAUGCAGCCUACGCUUUCGCGGGCGUGUCGGCCUUGACAUGGGCUGCAAGCAAAUACAUUGUGCAGCCCAUGCUCGAGACUCUGACCGAAGCUCGCCACGACCUUGCCGACACCGCAAGAACAGACCUUGAAACUCUGAACAAGAAACUCGAAUCCACCGUAUCCCACAUCCCCUACAUUCCGAGCAGCGCGGUGCUGCAACAACAACAAAAAGCCCAAGAUGGUGGCGACGACGUCGAAUCGGUAGAUUCAGACCCAACAGAACUGUUUCACCGCGACGUCGCAACACAGACUUCCCCUCGACCUUCUCGCUCCAUGUCAAUCUCUUCCUUUCCAGACAACGAAUACCACUACCUAUCAUCCGCACAAGAUCCCACGACCUCACAGUCUUCACGCCUGCGCUCCUUGCACUCCACGCUCUUCUCUUUGCUCAACUCCCAAAACAACAGCUAUUCUCAAGACCGCCUAAAAGACUCGGUGGGUGGCUUUCAAGCCGUUCUCGAUAAACUCGAAUCAAGCCACAACCCGUUCCAGGUCGAUUUCAUGGGGUCAGGAUCAUCAUUCACCAGCUACAGCGGACCGGGGUCGUCGUCAACAGCGACGGCGACGGGCACGGAUAGUAGUAAACAAAAGAAGCAACCCCCAGCCAGUGAGGCGACCAAGUUCAAGAACGAGAUCCGCGCGUUGAAGGGUGCUCUGCUCAGUUCGAGGAAUUUCCCCACGGCGAGGCCGGCUCAGCCGUUCACGUUACUUGCGAGAUGA